CCUUUCAAGGGUUGGUGGAAGCUCCAUUCACCAAUCUCCACUAUCCCAGUUGGCCAUUACCGCUUUCAGAAAUUUCUCUCCUUUUCAUUCGAUUUUCGUAUACAUAAUUACAAGGAAAGGCUUAGAGUCUAGAUCAAUGCUUUUCUUCUUCGCAAUCUGAUUAGUGGAAUUCAAAGAGAGAGAGCAGGAUUGAUGGAAACCCAGCAGCAAUCAUGGAAGUUGAAAAUUUCGUUCAGGAACGCGACCAUCCUCGUAUGUUCCUUCAACCUCAUCGCCUUUCUUCUCUUGCUUCAAGGCUUCCUUUCCGGUAUCUCUCUCUCCACCAGAAGACUUAGUCCCGAUCAACUCGAUGCAGUGGAAAUGAGAUAUGUUAAGGAAUCUGAAGAACUGCGCCGUGCUAUGGAGCCCCUGGAGCUGAUAAAAAGAGUAAGGGAAAUUGAACAAGAAACAAAUGUAGAACCACAGGCAGUGCAACCAAAAGCCACUAAACAGACUGCUGCAGCUGAUCUAUCAAAGAGAUUGACGAACUUCCGACCUCUUAAUGAUGCUAACAGCCAGAGAGCUCUUGAGGAAUGGCGUAAGCGGAAGAUGGAAAGAGCAAGGCAACGAGAACUUGAGAAAAAUGGAACAGCUCAAGCAUAAUAUCAAUUUCUAAAUUACAAUCACAAACCCAACAAUGGUGGAGUGGAGGAUUAUCCCUCAUCACUCUUUGAUGGUGUAAAGCUUUUAAACUUAUUCAAUUGUAAAGUAAUAAUAACCAACUUUUUAUUAUGUAUUCUCGACUUUAAUAUUCAAUAUCAUGAAGAUCUAUAUUUGCAAUCA
Molecule: messenger RNA, 822 nt
Organism: Macadamia integrifolia
Lineage: Eukaryota; Viridiplantae; Streptophyta; Magnoliopsida; Proteales; Proteaceae
Exons: 4
Coding region: 193-642 (149 amino acids)
Source: RefSeq, a predicted model, not a curated record